AUGUUGCCAAUCUCAUCACACCGAUUCAGGCCAACAGAAACCAACUCAGCUCUUGAAUUUGCAGUCACUACUCUCCAGGUUGAGAAUAUUAUAGUAAUGGGUCAUAGCAAUUGUGGAGGAAUCGCAGCGCUUAUGAACCAUCAAAACCAUCUAGAACAACCGUCUAGUUUGGUAGAGAGAUGGGUCAUGAAUGGAAAAGCCGCCAAGUUAAGAACACAAGAAGUUUCAUCACACUUAAGUUUUGCUGAACAAUGCAGAAACUGUGAGAAGGAAUCUAUAAAGGAUUCUGUGAUGAAUCUAAUAACCUAUCCAUGGAAAAGAGAUAGAGUCAAAAGAGAUGAAGUCAAGAUUCAUGGAUGUUAUUACAAUUUGUCAGAUUGUAGUCUUGAGAAGUGGAGACUCAGUUCAGACAAGAAUAGCAAUGAAUUCUAUGUUUCAGACAGAGAGAUAUGGAGCUGA
Eruca vesicaria subsp. sativa (arugula) is the source of this 459-nucleotide messenger RNA. The record is from the annotation of a GenBank genome assembly. NCBI's taxonomy places the organism in Eukaryota, Viridiplantae, Streptophyta, Magnoliopsida, Brassicales, Brassicaceae.